AUGCUCGAUCAUCUCUCUAAUGAAGAAUUCCUUGAUCGAUUAAAUAGAGAGUUUGAGCAGAGCUUUACUAUCGCUGUGCGUACGUGUAAAGAUAUGGAUUGCAAUGACAUGUCUGAGUACGCCGCUAAAAAAGUUUUUAGCUAUAACCCGAAUUCAAGUAUUAUCCAGCAAUAUUUUCCAAAAUAUACAUCAGCAAUAGGCGAAAUUAGUAAAAUAGUCGAUAACAACGGCCAGUUAUUGAAAGAGAAUAUUGGUUUAAUUAAAUCAUGGAUUAUAUUAGGACAUUGCUACUUAACGCUUGGUGAUUUUCCAAAUGCGUUCGCAUCAUAUGCGCAUGCUCUAAGAGCAAAUGCCCAUUUAACAGAUUAUCAUUUUUCUUAUGGCCUUUCACUAGUUUAUUUCCAUUUCAAUUACCCUGAAAACAGCAUUCAACUUCUUAAGCCUCUCAUCGCUCAUACGCCACAACUCCCCUACUUCGGAGAUAUGGCAUUUCGAGCUGGCGUAAUCUGCAGAACCCGCCAACAAUAUUCGAGUUCAAUUUACUACUUUGAACAGAUUCUCGAUACACCUCCAAACAAUUUGAAACAAGAAGAUAUUCAGUUCCAAAUUGCUUAUACUUACCAGGUAAACCAACAGCCAGAGAGAGCCGGCGAAAUAUACGCGCAGUUAGUUGAAAAAAAGCCGAAAUCAAUCCGCUUGUUACAUCAUUAUUCUCAAUAUCUCCUAUGUCAAAGUAACUUUGACUUGUCUAAGAAAAUAGCAGAAGAAGGCUUAAAACUCGAUCCUGUUGAUCCUGUUUUCAACCUUAUUCUAGGCAGAAUCGCAUUCCGUUCAAAGAAUUUCCAAGCUUCGAUUGAUUAUUACAAGAAAUGCAUAAAUUACUGGACCGAUGUCGCACAAUUUUGGUGUGAGCUUGCUGUCCUUUACCAUCAAGAGCAAAUGCUUGACGAUGCGAUGCAGGUUUUGAAUAGAGCGUUGUAUUACGAUCCCCAGCACCAAACAGCAUGGAGAAACAUUAUAGUAUUAAAGAUACAAAGAAGCGGAAUAUACGAAGCAAGGCCUCUUAUCGACAAAGCUCUAAAUACAAUUCAAUCGUCAAGUUUUCAACAGCAAAUAAAACUCGUUGAUACAAUGACUAAUGCCCUUCAAUGGGAACCAUUUGAGAUGAAUAUUGACUUCGUCCGUGAACCAGAAGCUUUUGCUAGACAGUACAUGGGAUCUUCUCCAAUAUUCCCGGGAGAAUGCUAUGGAGAAAAUGGACGGUCUUUUCCAGAACUUGCGAAUUAUCCAAAAUCUUUGUUCGAAUAA
Trichomonas vaginalis G3 is the source of this 1308-nucleotide messenger RNA. Its product is annotated as cellular component assembly. Gene Ontology annotation, biological process: regulation of gene expression. The record is from RefSeq and is a predicted model, not a curated record. The transcript has a single exon. Gene Ontology annotation, molecular function: protein binding; RNA polymerase II cis-regulatory region sequence-specific DNA binding; chromatin DNA binding. Lineage: Eukaryota; Parabasalia; Trichomonadida; Trichomonadidae. The coding region runs from base 1 to 1308 and encodes 435 amino acids.